Rubroshorea leprosula is the source of this 1053-nucleotide messenger RNA. NCBI's taxonomy places the organism in Eukaryota, Viridiplantae, Streptophyta, Magnoliopsida, Malvales, Dipterocarpaceae. The record is from the annotation of a GenBank genome assembly.
GAAUUAAUGGUUCAGGUGUUUACUGUAGGAACAACAGAGUGGAGAAUGAAAGAACCUACGACUCCACAGUUGGCAGAUGUAACGGGACCACCUGAGGUUCUCGUUGAAGGAUCUCUCCAUUGGGUGACUUUUGUUGGGAUGGGAGGAGACGGUCCUAUCUUUGGUAUUAUCUCCUUCGACCUUGCAGAUGAGGUGUUCGAAGAAAUUCCACACCCACCUUGUCAACGAUUUGUGAUACGUGAGUACAGUCUUUCGGUGCUCAAUGGGUGUCUAUCGGCAGCUGGGUUAGUUGAUACUUUGCAUUUUGAUAUCUGGGUGAUGAAGCAAUACCAUGUUAAGGAAUCUUGGGUAAAACAAUUCUCCUUUGACCCCUGUUCUCCUGGUGAAUGGCCAAGCUACUCAAGAAUAUUUCCCGAAUUUAUAUGUGCACUGAAGAAUGGUGAGAUUCUGUUGCGUUAUGAUGACAAUUCUCUGGUUUCUUAUGAUCCUGUGGAAAAAAGAUUCAAGACUCUUCAAAUAAGUGGGUUACCCAAUUAUUUCCAGGCACUUCCUUUUCGACUUCUCUUUUCUCAGCAAAGGCAACCAUGAAUUUGUAACUUUAACGCUCUCUCUUGAAUCAACCCUUUUCCUGUAAGACUCUACUACUAGUUUUCAGUUUGUGUUGAAUCUUUUAUCAUCAAUGCAUCAGCAACAGUUGUGUUAUUUACAUCAUCAUGGGUUUUUUCUGUAAGACUCUACUACUAGUUUUUAGUUUGUGUUGAAUCCUAAUUUGAUCAUCAAUCCAUCAGUAACAGUUGUGUUAUUUACAUCAUCAUGGAUGACCUCUGUUGUAUGGCAAUGAGAUCCAUCUUACUAUUAUCUGCCUUUUUCUCAAAAAGCAGUUCUGAAGAAUGGGGAGAUUGUGUUGGAGUGUAACAAGUGUCAUAAUGCUCCUCUCGGAAUGGUGAUUGAAGAUUUCGCUUCGAGCUGGGUGAGAAGAUUCAUAAGAGUUUUAUGUGUCUUGAAGAACGGGAAGAUUAUGUUGGAGUGUAACAAUAAAGCUCUGGUUUCUUA